Messenger RNA from Gaeumannomyces tritici R3-111a-1, 4015 nucleotides. RefSeq lists its product as hypothetical. Gene Ontology annotation, molecular function: P-type calcium transporter activity; ATP binding; ATP hydrolysis activity. The coding region runs from base 119 to 3769 and encodes 1216 amino acids. The transcript is spliced from 3 exons. Gene Ontology annotation, cellular component: intracellular membrane-bounded organelle; membrane. The record is from RefSeq and is a predicted model, not a curated record. NCBI's taxonomy places the organism in Eukaryota, Fungi, Ascomycota, Sordariomycetes, Magnaporthales, Magnaporthaceae. Gene Ontology annotation, biological process: intracellular calcium ion homeostasis.
ACGCCCGCGUCGUCAUAUUUCCUCGGAGUGCAGAUUGAUACAAGACCCUCGCGGCCACCCUGCAACACCAUGACGCCCGCGAAAUAGGUGCACUCGGCAAUCCGCCACCACCGCUUCAAUGGGGAAUGGGCCAGAGACUAGACGAGCAUCGCCGUUGCGCGCGGCGGAGCACCCCACCGCUGCGCCGCACGAUGCAUCCAGCCAUGAUGCCGGCUCGAGGCUGUCUGGGGCCGGUCCGACUGUCGCCGUCAACACCAAGUUCCACCUCUCCCCCGACCAGCUAUUCCGGCUCCUCGACCAGAGAAACCCGCCCGACCUGCACUCGAUUGGUGGCCUUCAGGGGCUUUGCGAGGGGCUGAGAACCGACCCCUCGACGGGCCUCAGCGCGGAUGAGACCGAGUUAGACGACGUCAUCGCUCCACGACGGGCCGCCUCCGUCACAGGGGAUCUGUACGACGGAUCGGUGCCCCUUCCCCGACCGUCGUCGCCAGCGCCCUUCCCGCAAGGCCCCCCUUCGGCCCCCUUUUCAGACCGACGGCGUGUUUUCGGCGAGAACCGCCUUCCCGAGCCGAAGACGACCUCCUUCGUGGCCUUGAUGUGGCGCUCCCUCAACAACAAACUGAUGUUCCUGCUGGCCGCAUCCGCGGUUGUCUCUCUCGCUCUCGGUGUGUCGCAGGUUACCGUUUCGGGAGGCAGCGCCGUUGCAAAGGUUGGCUGGAUGCAAAGUGCUACAAUAAUCGGGGCCAUCCUCGCCACCGUCAUCGCCACGGCUGCCAACGACUACCAGAAGAACUACAAGUUUCGGAAACUCAGUCAGAAGUGCCAAGAUCGCCAGGUCACAGCCAUCCGAUCUGGAACAUGCUGUCGUGUGUCGAUAUUUGACGUCGUGGUUGGAGACAUUCUGCGCGUCGAACCCGGCAACGUUCUUGCCGCGGAUGGGGUGCUCGUCGAGGCUUCCAGGCUGUUCUGUGACGAGUCGCACUUGUCUGGCGAGGCCGAAUUGGCAUCAAAAGUCCCGGCGGACGAGUUCUAUGGCGACGGCUCGAGCGCCUUUGCCAAUCCCUUCAUGUACAGCGGCGCUACAGUUUCUCAAGGGAUCGGCACUUACGUCGUUACGGCCGUCGGCGUCAAUUCGUCCUCGGGAAGAACGGCCAUGUCACUCCGAAACGAGGUGGAAACCACGCUGCUGCAACAGAAACUUGCUCGCCUAGCCGGAUCUAUCGUCGUCCUUGGUUCUGUUAUUGGGCUCCUCUACUUCGUCAGUCUUUUCACCCGAUUCCUAGUUAACAUAUCAACCCGCUCCGCCUCAGCCAGCCCACGCGAAAAGGGCGAAAUGUUUCUGAAUGUCUUCAUGCUAGCCAUUGCUGUCGUCGUCAUAGCCGUCCCGGAAGGGCUUUCUCUCGCGGUUGCUGUUGCGCUGGCAUCCGCAAGCACCCGCAUGCUCAAAGAUAACAUCCUUGCCAGGCUGCUACAGUCGUGCGAGGUCAUGGGCAGUGCCACAACGGUCUGCCUCGACAAGACAGGCACUCUGACUCGCAACGAGAUGACCGUUGCGUCUGGUCUCAUAGGCUGCGAGGAAGAAUUCGGGCCAGAAGACGACCGUUCUUGUGCCAGCCGCGACACCGAUAACACCGCCAUGAGUAGCUUCGGAAACUCCCAGACGGCGUCCAGGCUUGCUGGAGACCUCGCAAGUGACGUCAAAUGGUUACUCAAACUUAGCAUUGCCGCGAACUCGACCGCCUUCGAACAAGACGGCACGUUCGUGGGAGGCAGCACAGAGGUCGCCCUGCUCAAGUUUGCGAGGGAACAUCUGGCUAUGGGGCCUUUGGCCGAGGAAAGAGCCAACGUCCAGGUUGUUGAUCGCUUCCCGUUCGAUGCAGACAGGAAGUACAUGGCUACGAUCAUCAAGCAUGGCGACAAACACCUAAUGCUCGUCAAAGGAGCUGCCGAGGUUGUUCUUGGUGAUUGCGCUACUACUCUCGAGAACACCAAGAAAAACUUUAACCCGCGCGGGGAACUCGUGGUUGCCGAUGUCGACGAGAGCAAGAGAGAGAUGUUCGAGUCAACCACACAUUCGCACGCUCGCAACCUUCUUCGCCCCGUCGCCGUGGCCUACCGCGACUUGGAUUCGUGGCCGCCCAUUGCAGCGCUAGGGGCUGCCGAGGACCCUACGGAUACUGCUGCCAGUUUCGACGUGCUAUCCCGGCAUCAGCUUACUUUUGUCGCCAUGUUCGCUCUCCACGACCCGUUGCGUCCCGAGGCCAUCACUUCCGUCCGCCAAUGCCGGCGCGCCGGUAUCUCCGUCCGCUUACUCACGGGCGAUAACCUUGCAAUUGCCGAAGCCAUUGCCAUGAAAUGCGGCAUCUACAGAGCAGGUGGUAUCGCCAUGGACGGCCCUACGUUUCGGCGCUUAACGCCCGAGCAGGCCAACGCCGUCCUCCCAAGGCUGCAAGUGCUGGCGAGGUCGAAUGCCAACGACAAAGCCAUGUUGGUUACAGCACUCAAGCGGCUCGGGGAAACGGUUGCCGUAGCAGGAGACGGCACUAACGAUGCGCUAGCACUCAAAGAAGCCGAUAUCGGCUUCUCAAUGGGCAGCUCUGGGACAGAGGUUGCCAAACAGGCCAGCUCAAUCGUUGUUUUGGAUGAUAAUUUUGCGUCCAUCGUUAAGGCUCUGGCCUGGGGGCGACGCAUCAUACAGUCGGUGCAAAAGUACUGCCAGUUCCAAUUCACUCUCAACUUGACCGCGGCAGUCAUCACCAUCGUCUCCACGCUGGUCAGUGGUGUCAACGCGUCUGUCUUCCAGGUGGUGCAGCUUCUUUGGCUCAACCUGGUCAUGGAUAUCUUGACGGCUGUUUCGUUCUCCAUGGACUACCCUCCUGCGUACCUCAUGCGGAGAGGACCGGAACCUCGCAACUCGCCUCUCACCAGCACCGCCAUGUGGAAGAUGAUCUUGGGCCAAUCCAUAUAUCAGCUAGCCGUGGUCUUCGCGUUGCACUACGCGGGCUCGUCUCACUUCUGGCCAGACGCAGACAGGGCCCAGGUGCAGACCGUAGUAUUCAACGCUUAUAUGUUUAUGCAGGUUUUCAACCAGCUCAACUGCCGCCGUGUUGACAACGGCCUCGACGUUUUUGAGGGGCUGCUCGAGGAUAUCUGGUUCCUCGGAGUGCAGGCCCUCUCGGUCUUUGGGCAGAUUUUGAUCGUCUUCACGGGCGGAAACACGUUCGGCACAGUGCCAUUGACUGGUCAGCAGUGGGGCUGGUCAGUCAUGCUGGGAAUUCUGGUGAUACCAGUCGGUGUUGUCAUCCGCUACAUCCCGGACGCGUGGGUGACGAGUACCAGUCGCGCCCUCGAGCCUCUGGCAUGGCCGCUCCUCGUCGUAUUCAGGCGGUCCAGGACGAAGAAGGCGGACACCAAACGGCAGGAGACGGGAGACGCGAACGCGGCGGCUCAGGGAACGUUUGCCGACGGGGCCCAGAAGCCGCGCGGAUGGCUCGCAGGGGUUCUUGGUCGCAAGGAGCAACAGCACAGCCCCGAAUUGGCCCUCACCGCCGUCGACGGAGCCGCCCCGACGAGAAGGCCAGCUGCAGCGGUGGUCGAGACGCGUCCAGGUUCCCAAGAGCCCCUCGAUUUGCUGGCCGCCAUCGAGGCUUCCAAACACGGAGCAGACGGCGCCUUGGCAGGACUGCAUGUGCAUCCAGACACGGCCAAGGACAACCCGGUCGCGGCGACCUCUGUCCCAUACCCCCGCAGACCACCGACCCAGAUGUGAUGAAGUACGGGUCGAUAGCGACAAUGGGGCCCUGGAGGAUGUGGAAUGGCGGGCGUGAUUUUCUCUGAUAAUAACUGUCCAUAGAAUAAUGAGGAGAAGCUGCCCGGCUGCCAUAUGAGCUGUAAAAGUAGACCAAUGUACCAUUCCUCUUUGGGGCUAGCACUCUCGCCAAACUGUCCUAUCAUCACGGUUGUAGAAUGGGCAAACCAAAAGCUGAGCUCUAGCGCCCGAAUAGCCAAGACAGGC